Momordica charantia (bitter melon) is the source of this 772-nucleotide messenger RNA. Lineage: Eukaryota; Viridiplantae; Streptophyta; Magnoliopsida; Cucurbitales; Cucurbitaceae. The record is from RefSeq and is a predicted model, not a curated record.
ACUUUUCCCUUUAACUUCAUUUCUUUCCAAUCCUCUCUCUCUCUAUCCCUAUCUCUAUCUCUCUCUCUCUAGGGUUUCUUGCGAUUUUCCCUUUCAUUUCUUGUGAAAAUGCGUGAGAUCCUUCACAUCCAGGGAGGCCAAUGUGGCAACCAGAUCGGUGCCAAGUUCUGGGAGGUCGUCUGUGCCGAGCACGGCAUCGACCCCAUCGGUAAGUACACCGGCGAUUCAGAUCUUCAACUUGACCGGAUUAAUGUCUACUACAAUGAGGCCAGUUGCGGCAGAUUUGUUCCUCGUGCCGUGCUUAUGGAUCUUGAGCCUGGUGUUAUGGACAGCAUCAGAUCUGGACCUUACGGUCAGGUUUUCAGGCCCGAUAACUUUGUUUUCGGUCAGUCCGGUGCCGGCAACAACUGGGCUAAGGGCCAUUACACCGAAGGUGCAGAGCUUAUCGAUUCCGUUCUUGAUGUGGUUCGGAAGGAGGCUGAGAACUGCGACUGCCUUCAAGGGUUUCAGGUGUGCCAUUCUUUGGGAGGAGGGACUGGAUCUGGAAUGGGAACUCUUCUGAUUUCCAAGAUCAGAGAGGAAUACCCGGAUAGAAUGAUGCUUACGUUCUCCGUCUUCCCAUCUCCUAAAGUUUCUGAUACUGUCGUCGAGCCUUACAACGCAACCCUCUCUGUCCAUCAACUGGUUGAGAACGCCGACGAGUGUAUGGUUCUCGAUAACGAAGCUCUCUACGAUAUUUGCUUCCGUACUCUGAAGCUCUCCACCCCGAGCU